Messenger RNA from Effrenium voratum, 2615 nucleotides. The record is from the annotation of a GenBank genome assembly. NCBI's taxonomy places the organism in Eukaryota, Dinophyceae, Suessiales, Symbiodiniaceae.
AGUUAGAAUGUGAGCCCUCCUGCGCAAUGCCGCUGGGACAGCAUGGCUGGGCAGGCUCACCACGGAGCUGGGAGCACAGACGGAGCCAUCAUGGAGGCCGUGGUGCGGGUAAACCGCUACCGCCACGCGCCCGCCGGAAGACAGCCCCCGGCCGAAGAGCUGGACCAAGAGGCAGAGGUUCAGGUUGACCCUCAGGAGAAUCAGCCAGAGGAGAAUCAAUCAGAGACCUGCCUUGAGGAGGAGGAGGAAGAGGAUGCCGUUGAGCUGGAGACGUACCAGGAAAUCUUGGAAGCGUUCAGCUCAGAUGAGGAGUGCAUGGAGGCAGAGGCCGACGUCGAGGAGGUGGAAGAUGAUGCAGGCGAGGAGGCUGAGGCUGAGGAGGAUGUGGCCGAGGCAGCCGAGGAAGACGCGGAAGAGGGCUCCGUGGAUGCCAGAACAACUACUGAGGCCGUGCCGGAGACCUUGGACUCGAUUUCUGUGGAAGCAGGCCCCACGCCGGCCGACACCGCGCCGGAGGUUGACGAGGAGCUCAGCGACUCUGAAGAGGAGCCUGAGAUUGACCUCGAGGAGUACGAGAUCUCUGACGAGGAUGACCAGGAUGACCAGGACGACCAAGAGCUGGUGGACAUCAGCGACGUGGAGGAGGACGACUUCGAUGACUUCGACGGGGAAGACUUCGAGGAGGACAUGGACUUGGAGGACUAUGAGGAGGAUGACCUGGGCGCCCUGAAGCAAGGCUUUACCACCUGGCUGGCCUGCUGGGACAAGGGGCUGCCGAAGCAGCUGGCGCAGCCCCAGGCAGCCGCUGCCCUGAGGGAGCGUCUGCUGCGGGCGCUGCGCCAGGCCACUGGCAAGGAGGCGCUGGACGCCAGCAGCUUCUCCCUUCAGUGGGAGCACGCCCUGGUGUUUGAGGACUGCCCACCCUUGCUGGGCUUCAUCUCCAAGAAGGACGCACAGGCGAUCCUGGAGUUUGACGAGCUCAAAGAGUUGCAGCUUGAGCUCGCCUGGUGCGAGGAGGAGAAGUGGAUCAAAGGGCACGAGCCGGUGCUGAAGCCACGGGCGGAGCCGCAAAGUGCCCAGCCAGUUCCGCCCAGAGCUUCCCGAGGCAGCCUUUAUCUUCUUGAAAGCUUGGAUGCGCGGAUAGGCGGAAGGCACGUGAAGGAGCCGGCUUUCAAGGGCCCAAAGGAGGUGCCGAGGGAGCGGUCGAGAUCCAGAACAAAGCCUCGGGUCCGGCUGCUUCCCGACCCCAAUCGCGCGAGGUUGCUGCAGGAAGACUCCUUCCAGAGGCUGGGGAGGGAGGGUUCCCCGAGGUCCAGGCUUUGGGAUCAUGCAGACAGAGGCAGCAGGGCGCGUUUGGUGCGCGUGGACCGGCGCUCGGACAUCAACUGCUUCCCGCAGGAGCUGCCCAAGGUGGCUUUUGAUCAAGACGGCGUGCUGGUGGUCUACAAGCCUGCUUUCUGGACUAUGACCACAUGCGUGGAGGGCGUCAUGAGCCACAGGCACACGGCACUCCAAGACUGGAUCAGGGACAAUCUGGGCCGAAGGUACCCCUGGCUUCACCAGAACGAACGCGCCGGCUUGAUCCAUCGCUUGGAUGUGCAAACCAGUGGCCCCAUCAUCGCUGGUGGCCACCCGAAGGCUUUCAAGCAAUUGCGAGAGAGCCUCCACGUGCAUAAGUUCUACAAGGAGUACAUUGCCCUCAUGCACGGCGCGCUGCCGAUCCGUUCCUGCUGCGGAGAGAUGGACUACCCACUGCUCACCACAAGGGAGCGAGGCUACGCCGGCUGGCGCACCGUAGUGGACCCCUCAGGCCAACAGGCGCUCACCAAGUACGAGGCAGUGGCGGCGUACAAGCUCAUCCUUGGUCAUGGGAGGACCCAGCGCUACACGUUGGUACGCCUGCAACUCAUCACUGGCAAGACCCAUCAGAUCAGGGUGCACCUCAUGGAGCUGGCGCGUCGGGAGAAUUUGAAGACUCAUGGCAUCGUGGGCGAUUACAAGUACUUGCCGCCACGUAGCGUGAAGCUGGACAAGAGGCUUUGCCGCCGUGUCUUCUUGCAUUGCUAUCGCCUACACUUUCCUCUUCCGGACACCAAGGAGGAGAUGUGCAAAAUCCGUUGCCCCUUGCCCUUGGAGCUGACGCAAGCUCUCGAUCAGGUUGUCUUGGACAGAAGCUUGACUGAAAGAUACAAAGCGCGCUGUCGUCAAUGUCGGGUGAUGCAGCCUGACAAGUACAUUGAGCAAAGCAGGAAUUGCUUGAACAUUCCUGGACUUGUGGACUACGACGAAGUUCGAAUGCCCAGACGCUGACUUGGCUAUAUACUGGACAGUUCGUCGUUCUCCUUGGCUUUGCUGCAAAAGCAGGCAGAGAAACACUAUUGGAAUUUGAAUUGGUUAGACAAAAGCUGCUUUUUGGCAGAUGCAAUGUGGCUCAGAUGAUUUCGCGAACGCAUUUCGCAUUGUGUGGCAGACAAUGUGGCUGAGAUGUGUGGAUCGGUGGCACCUUCAGCUGGCUUCACUGUGCUGAUUCUGGCUAUGCUACCGGCGUGAUGGUGGCAAAGCGCUUCAAGCUUGUAUCAUAAUGCAAAGAGGAAAACAAUGCACACGUUCAUAUG